Messenger RNA from Paramecium octaurelia, 1291 nucleotides. The record is from the annotation of a GenBank genome assembly. Lineage: Eukaryota; Ciliophora; Oligohymenophorea; Peniculida; Parameciidae.
AUGCUAUAAAAACUCAGCAAACUAAGAGCUUCAUUUUCACUCCUUAAUUUUAACUUCAUUGCCAAUUUGUCACCUGAGAUUGAGGAAUUACGGUGUCACGUAGCAAAAUUUGCAAAUGAGGAGAUAGCUCCUUUGGCUGACAAAGCUGAUGAAGAAGGUAAAUUCCCUCCUCAUCUAUGGAGGAAGAUGGGAGAUUUGGGACUCUUAGGUGCCACUGUUGAUCGUAAGCAUAUAUAAUUAAUUAACUUAGCCACUUAUGGGGGAUCUGGAUUAUCUUAUUCUGCUCACUGUAUGAUCCUAGAAGAAAUCAGUAGAGCCUCAGGAGGAAUUGGGUUGAGUUAUUCAGCUCAUAGUGCUUUGAUAGUGGCCCAACUUGAAAGACAUGGGAAUGAGUUUUAGAAGAAGAAAUAUCUUCCUAAAUUGUGUUCAGGAGAAUGGGUGGGAUCUCUUGCAAUGAGUGAACCUAAUGCUGGAUCAGAUGUCGUAUCAAUGAAAUCAACGGCAAAAAAAGUAGGAGACAAAUAUAUCCUAAAUGGAAGUAAAAUGUGGAUUACCAAUGGUCCCAUAUCUGACAUCCUCAUUGUUUAUGCAAAGACAGAGCCAGAAAAGAAACAACAUGGAAUUACUGCUUUUAUUGUUGAAGCUAAUAUGAAAGGAUUUUCAAGAGGGAAGAAACUUGAUAAAAUUGGAAUGAAAUGUUCUGAUACAGGACCGAUUUAUUUUGAUAAUGUUGAAAUACCAGCCGAGAAUGUUUUAGGAGAGGUCAAUCAAGGAGUCUAUGUUUUAAUGAGUGGAUUAGAUUAUGAAAGAUUAGUCUUGGCAGCAGGUCCAGUUGGAUUGAUGCAAGCUGCCUUCGAUAUUUCAAGAGAUUAUUGUAACACUAGAGAACAAUUUGGUAAAAAGAUUGGACAAUUUUAAAUGAUGUAAUAAAAGCUAGCUGAAAUGUAUACUACCUUACAAGCUAGUAGAGCUAUGCUAUAUAGUGUUGCUAGAGCUGUUGAUUAGGGCAAUAUUACAAAUACUGUAAAUAUAUUCAAUUUAUCCUAGGAUUGCGCUGCUUUAAUUUAUUAUACUUCUGCUAAUGCCACUCAAGUUGGAUUGGAAGCAAUUUAAUGUUUGGGAGGUAAUGGAUAUACAAAAGAAUAUCCGGUAGGCAGAAUCAUGCUUGAUUCCAAACUCUAUGAAAUUGCUGCAGGCACAAAUGAAAUAAGAAAAUGGUUAAUAGGCAGACAGCUAACACAAUGAUCUUCAAUGAAAAUAUUAUUAAAUAAAUAUUUUUUAUGGAGUUGUC